AUGCAAUCAAUCCCCCAGCCUGCUGGAAGCGAUACAAGUGACAAUGAUGCACCUGCUAGUAAAGAAAUGCCUACGCCCUCUAAACCCCUCAUAAAAAAGUACGGCAUUGGAGCCAAACUGCUUGCGCAGAUGGGCUACGUGGAGGGAGAGGGUUUGGGCCUCAAUAAAUCAGGAAUCACUGUGCCAAUAGAAGCUUCCAAACGCCCUCAAAGUUUAGGGCUUGGUACGCCUGGAAUGAUGACUACCAGGGAUGACUAUAGUAGCUCUGACGAAGAUGAACCCGACCUUAGUAGUACUGCCGUACGCUUCGAGGUUGGCAAGGAUGUAACAGAUAUCAAAACAGAAGAAGAGACCUUGCAAGCAUUGAAAGACUUGGGUUUGAAUGCUUUGGCGGCCAAAGUCGGAGAUUCCUUGACUCGAGAAAACAUCCCUCACUUCCAAAAACAAGAAUCUAAAACACUUAUUGGGGACUUGAUAGAUGUUACGAAGCAACUCCAAGAAUCCAGUGCUACAUUAGCAUCAUUAAAGAACAGAAUUGAGGACUGUGUGGCUGAAGAGGUUCAAGUUUCUCGAAUCAAGUAUCUUGUUAACGAGCCAGCUCCUCUCAUAGAAAAGAUCACACUUGCAAUGGCUCUAGAAGAUCUAGAAUUGAGAGAUAAACUCAUUGCACAUUUUCUCUCAACGGAGCUUGAUUUUUCCAACGGUCCACCGAGUCUCGAUCCCGAGAGUGAAGUAUUGAAGUUGCUCAACACCAUUGUCGAUUUGGUCUCUUACGAGACGGAUUCUUCCAAUUCGCGACUUAGCAGAACACAGACUAUAAUAUAUCGCUAUGUUUUUUCAAGGCUGCGAUCGAUUUGGGAAGAGUUUGAGAUGUCGCAAGAUAAAGUUGAUUUAUUUUUAACCUUUUUGCUUUACUAUGAGCCGAUUCUGGAGUUUAUUAACUGUUCAGCUUUUAUCCUAAAGACAUACGUUUUACCAAAGUUGCACAAAGCCAUCAAAAAGUGGAGUGUCUGCGGCGAAUAUUCGAACUCGCCGAGAGAAUGGUAUUUUAAUUUCACUGCAUUUUUAGACCGAGGGGCUUGCGAUGCAUUGGAUGGCGAAAUCGAAGGAAAGUUUGUUCGGUAUCUUGAGAGCUGGUAUCAUCGCGAAACCCCAACAACCGAGGCCGAUCUUUUUUUUGUGAAACAAGUGUUGGGAAGAGCCAAGUUUGAAUUAAUUUGCCAUGAUAUAUUUCUGCCACGCUUUUUGGAUCAAGUUUGGGAGCGGUACUUCGACCCGUUUGUGGAGUUAGAGGACUCCUGUUCUGGGGAAGGCAUAGGGUACUACAAAGAAGUUUUGCGCCGCUGCCGCCCUUUGCUUACGGAAGAGGUUCGCGCCACCAUAACAGAGGCAGAAUUUCAGGAUAUUAAUCAAAUACUUUACCAAUGGUUCUGUUUUUCGCGGAAAAACUUCAUUCCUGAGGCGACGUUUUGGUUCAACAGCCUGAUAAACAGAUUCUAUGUGGAUCUGUCCAACUCUGAAAUCGCCAAUAUUAAAAGGACUCUUUCUUUUCUAGGACACCCUUCUCUUGAUCCGAUCCACGAUGAGUGCUUUUCGCUGAAAGAUGCGCUAGGUCUUGACAGCAAAAGCGCAAAUGAGUUUACAUUCAAGUCAAUUCCUAUGAGGAAAGUUACAGUCUCUUUCAAGGAGGUUGUUCAGGACUACUGCGACAGUCAUGGUUUACUUUUUCGCAAAACCAAUGGUGAAUUUGCGAGACUGCGUAUAGGUUUAGGCGACGAUAUUGUUGUCCCAGUUUUCAGCAUUCAGUCAGAAGCAUCAAGUUGUCAUGUGGCCAUCUAUAACGACGUGAUUUGGCUGAAAGAUUCUAAUUCUAACUAUACACCGAUAUUCAUAUGGCAACUGGAAGGUUUGCUCGCUUGA
Molecule: messenger RNA, 1920 nt
Organism: Lachancea thermotolerans CBS 6340
Lineage: Eukaryota; Fungi; Ascomycota; Saccharomycetes; Saccharomycetales; Saccharomycetaceae
Gene: SPP382
Product: mRNA splicing protein SPP382
Exons: 1
Coding region: 1-1920 (639 amino acids)
Biological process (GO): spliceosomal complex disassembly
Cellular component (GO): U2-type post-mRNA release spliceosomal complex
Molecular function (GO): nucleic acid binding
Source: RefSeq, a predicted model, not a curated record